AGAGCGAAAGCCAGAGCAAGAGAAAAUGUCAGGAAGAGGCAAGGGAGGUAAAGGAUUGGGAAAGGGAGGAGCGAAGAGGCAUCGUAAGGUGCUGAGAGAUAACAUUCAGGGCAUCACCAAACCUGCUAUUCGUCGUCUCGCGAGGCGUGGAGGUGUCAAACGUAUCAGUGGCUUGAUCUAUGAAGAGACCCGUGGAGUUCUCAAGAUCUUUCUCGAGAACGUUAUACGUGAUGCAGUUACUUACACGGAGCAUGCUCGCAGGAAGACGGUGACCGCCAUGGAUGUGGUUUAUGCUCUCAAGAGGCAAGGCAGGACUCUGUACGGGUUUGGGGGUUAGGUUUGUUAUUAAAAUUAGGGUUUCAUCUAGUUGGUGUAAAUUGUUCUCUCAUAGUUUAGGUAUAGAUUUAGGUAUUGGGGCUAUGGUUUCAUGUGGA
Telopea speciosissima is the source of this 434-nucleotide messenger RNA. RefSeq names its product histone H4. The record is from RefSeq and is a predicted model, not a curated record. Gene Ontology annotation, biological process: nucleosome assembly. Bases 26 to 337 code for a protein of 103 amino acids. The transcript has a single exon. Gene Ontology annotation, cellular component: nucleosome. Gene Ontology annotation, molecular function: DNA binding; structural constituent of chromatin; protein heterodimerization activity. Lineage: Eukaryota; Viridiplantae; Streptophyta; Magnoliopsida; Proteales; Proteaceae.